Messenger RNA from Ornithodoros turicata, 2405 nucleotides. RefSeq names its product prolyl 4-hydroxylase subunit alpha-2-like. The coding region runs from base 1052 to 2314 and encodes 420 amino acids. The transcript has 13 exons. Lineage: Eukaryota; Metazoa; Arthropoda; Arachnida; Ixodida; Argasidae. The record is from RefSeq and is a predicted model, not a curated record. Gene Ontology annotation, biological process: peptidyl-proline hydroxylation to 4-hydroxy-L-proline. Gene Ontology annotation, molecular function: iron ion binding; procollagen-proline 4-dioxygenase activity; protein binding. Gene Ontology annotation, cellular component: endoplasmic reticulum.
CUAUUACUUACUAUGCUAUUAUUACUUAUUACUACUAUUCUUACUAUUAAACUUCAAUUAUGCACCUGCUUUUGACGGAUCGGUACGUGUUGUGCUGCGCAUAUACAAUCGAGAGCGACAUCCUUUAUUUUUAUUUAUUCAUUAUUAUUAUUAUUAUUGUAACUAACUUUGACACCAUGGGCUCGUGAGUCAGUGCCCAUAGAGUCACUAAAUAGGGAGCAGAGUAGCAACACUGAGCCACGCCGGCGGACGAGUCCACCAUCUUGGGUCCGGCACGGCUGCGUCGCCUAGCAACGGGACAACAUUCUCCCCCUUCUCCGCCGGAGAACUGCGCGCAGCAGCGCAGUCGAGCCAGCUCGCGACCGGGGAAACCGGUUUUGGAUGGAGGGGACUCAACGAGUCAACAUAGACGGCGCGUGCUUGGAAGUAGAAACCACGUGACACGAUCGGCCCAAUCGAGGGCUCCGAACGGCGGCACCGGCGCGGAGAAGGAAUACCCCUAUUCACUGACUCUAGGUGCCCAGAACCCCUUUCACCUUUGUGGCGAGCGCCCAAAGGAAAACAAGACCGUCACCAUUCUCAGGUAGCAGGCAACCCGCGUGAUCGACAACGGAAUGCGAUAUCAGGUGUCCCUCAGAAAACCGAGAGCCGAGGAGUGUAUACAGAAAACUUCUUUUGAGCCUGAAGAACGCGACACUGAAGAGUGAGAGAACAGGAAGACGACUCCGGCUCCGCGUCCUCAACACCGGCGGCGGAAGACAAAACAAAUGCCUUCUUAAAACGUUAUGCAGCUAUGAAGAGCCGAACACUUCACCGAAAAGCCGAACUCCCUUUCCCUCUUCCCCGAACUUCUUGAAGAAGAAGAAGGCAGAGAAGGAAGGAGUGCGUUUUCCCCCUUCUCUUUUUUAUUUUUAUAUGAAACCGAACUAAUGUGGUUUAGAACAAGAGCAAUGUAAACAACAAAAGUUACAAGUAGUUACGUAAGUGUCCCUGUCAUUCACGCAGGAGCGAAAAAUGAGUUAAUGUUAUCCUAAGUACAACUCCAAACCCCAUGAUCAACAUCACCGCUAUGCGUCAUCACCGCAUGCUUCCCUGGGAAGAAGACUUCCAUGGCAUGGCUGCGUCCAUCGUCCGUUUACAGGACACUUACCUGCUGAACAUGACUCAGCUGGCUGAUGGACUUCUCAAGACUUCUACCAGCGAGAAAGGGAUCAAGGGACAGCAAGCGCUCUCGGGUCGGGAUUGCUUCUUCAUCGGCAAAGUGGCCUUUCAGACGGGCUUUUUCGACCGAGCAGUGGAAUGGUUCGAAGAAGCUCUGGAGCGAACAGAAUCCGAGCAGCCUCCUUCGCUCAGGAAGGAGGAAGUGCAGCCCUUCUACGACAACGCCAUCAAGAAGCACGACGAGGUCUUGGAAACGAAAGGAAAAGCCGGUCAGAACUGGCAGACAUAUGGAGUGCCGGUGAGCGAACGCCGCCAGAGGUCCACAGAGUUCCAGGCGAAACUCUUCGACGAUUCAAUCUCUCAGGUACUAGAGGUCCAACAGUUCAAGCGGUUAUGUAGGGGAGAGAACAUCAGGAGUGCCAAACUGAACAGGCACUUGCGAUGCCGAUACUACUUUGGCAAACAUCCCUUCCUGCGCUUCAAUCCGGUCAAGCUGGAAGAGUUGAAUCUAAAGCCAUAUGUGGCUGUCAUGCAUGGUGUCAUUCAAGAGAAGGACAUCAACGACCUGUUGGCCUUUGCAAAGCCCAGGCUUAAAAGAUCCACACACUUUGGAGGCAGAGGAAGCGUGGCAUCGGGAGUCAGGACGAGCUCAAAUGCUUGGCUCGGAGACGAGGACGCCGAUGUUGCCGUGCGUCUAAACACCUUCCUCGGGGACCUCCUAGGCCUCGGUACCAGAUUCGAUGAACAAGAAGCGGAGAAGUAUCAAUUGGCAAACUACGGUAUUGGUGGACAAUACUUAUCGCAUAUUGAUUUCCUGCAGACGUCGUACAACCUGCCCAACGUACCAGUGCACGACUUCGAAAGAGGCGCCGGCGAUCGAGUGGCGACGCUCAUGGUUUACUUGACCGACGUCGCAGAAGGGGGCGCCACAGUAUUUCCACACCUCGGACUACGGAUCGAACCAAAGAAGGGCGACGCCGCCUUCUGGUGGAACCUGAAGACGGACGGCGAAGGUGAGCAACUCGCCACCCACGGGGGUUGUCCCGUGCUCUUCGGAACAAAGUGGAUCGCUAACAAGUGGUUCAGGACCAACUGCAACAUGUUCCGGUUACCGUGCGGCAAGAACUCUACAGACAGUCUAGCACCGUUGUGAACAUAAAACUUGCGGCAUUCUUCCAUCACAUCAUCCAUCGUUGAGGGGAGAACACAGCUUCGCGGAGAAUAAACUGUGUAUGGUUCCCUCA